AAUAUUUCCACAAAUGUAUUAUAAAACCUUUCUAAUAUUAAGGAUAUGGAAUCGUAAUUUCUUAUUAGUUAGAGUUAUGUAUAUAUACCUAUAAACUUUUCUUAAUAUGGCACAAUAAUUAUUUAAGUAGAUCAUGAUUCCAUAUUUGUAGCUAAAAUCGCUCAACGGGUUUUGCUCUUUAGCAUGAACGCAUUCAUUAAAAAAGAACUACAUGUCUCAUUUUUAUUAAAACACUUUUCUGUCAUAUUUCUAAAAAUAUAAAAAUAUAAGAGAUAUCACGUGUAUAUCUCCAACUGCGGUUAUGCAUAUGAAUGCGCUAUUGUUCUAUGAUAUCUAACACAAUUCAUUUCAAUUAGUUACAAACAUCUAUCAUAUUUACAGAUGGACAUACAUAUAUAUUUUUAUUGGCUGUAAACAUUAGUUAUUACCGCGAAUUCACGUUACUGCUAAAUGUAACUCCUUUCGAACACUUAUUUAUUUGUUAUUAAAAAUACUUUACAAACUAAAUAACUAUAAAGCUUGUCAUAAAGUCAUUAGUUCUUUUUUUUUUUUUAACAAAAACAAAAUAUACAUAUUUUAAUUUAUUAUUAUUAAUUUGCCAAAUAAGAAAGACGUCGAAAGAUCCCCUUACUUAUCAUGAAUGAUAAUAAUAAAAAUGUUAAAAUUAUGUAUCGAUAUUGGAAAAGCGCUCGAAACUUGUGUUUUAGAAUAUCUUUAUAUCUGUAGUUACUUUCUUUCGGUUUUGUCAAAAUGAUUGAAGAGUUAAAUGGGGUAUUAAAAUUACUGUUGGUAAUUCCCAAUGUAUAUUUUACGAAUCGUGUUAAUCUCAAUACAUAUUCAUGGGAAACGAAUCCAAUGCAAAGUUGGUCAAACCAUAACUAUCCAGCAAUGUCUGCUAAAAGUAUAUCAUAAUGGGAGCUUGUUUUAAACAAGAUUAAUAGAAGACAUAUGUUUGGACAGUUGUUUUAAAAUAUAAAAUAAUAUAUCGCGUCAUAUAAUCGGUGCAAGUUUUGAAAUAGUGAAAACGUUUGCAAAAGAGCAAGUAUGUAUUUAUGUAAAGAAUAAUUCAUUCAUUUUUUUUUGAAAUCGUAUUUGUAUGUAUUUAUUCAAUUGUUUUUCGGCAUAAAUUGUCAAAAAUUAAAUUGUAUUUGAAUGUGGUCAGUUAACGUUGCGGUUAUUAUUGUUUCUCGUAUAAUGCCGUAUCCAGCACCAACACCUUAUCGGGCGAUACAAGGAUUCGCUUGCUAUUUGUGUUCAUUGAUGUUAUUUGGUUUCUAUAUAUUUUGGGUUCUUACGCCGUUGAAGCAAAUGGGGUUCGACGACUUACCACAUAAAUAUUUAGCGUUAUCUACGAGCAAUGUGUUGUCAUUGCUUAUGGUUAUGAUUUAUUAUGUUUUUUAUCCUGCAAUUAAUUUGGCAAUGACACCGGACGUGGAUGGAAUAGCAACAGUCAUAGACGUGCAGCUAUUAAAACGCGGCAAUGAAAUGAAUGAUGUAAUUAAUUGGAGUACAAUACAGCAUUUAGAAAAUGUGCAACGUAGCCUAUCUAAGAAAAUACCGUUGAAAAACGAAAAUUUCGAAAACUGCCAAUACUGCAAUGGAGUGCAACACGAAGUUACUGCAAAAGGCACAAUACCAACGCUCUACCAUAUCGAUCUGGCUGAAAUUAAUCGUUUAGUUUAUAAUUAAAGAUUGUCACUAACCGUAUAAUAAACAUAUUUACAAGUGGUACAUAUGUACUUCAAAAAAUAAAUAAUAGGAAAUGAGUGUUUCUUU
This is a messenger RNA of Zeugodacus cucurbitae (melon fly), 1776 nucleotides long. It is a transcript of the gene PIG-P, whose product is annotated as phosphatidylinositol N-acetylglucosaminyltransferase subunit P. The coding region runs from base 1153 to 1689 and encodes 178 amino acids. The record is from RefSeq and is a predicted model, not a curated record. The transcript has a single exon. NCBI's taxonomy places the organism in Eukaryota, Metazoa, Arthropoda, Insecta, Diptera, Tephritidae.